AUGGCUGCCAAAGAACGGAUGGCGACGUUCCGUUUGUCGCGGCUCGCCCUCCCGCUCGUCGCCUUGUUCCUCGUCGUCCUCGCGACGCUGACGCCGCUCGCUGACACUCGCCCCACCCCCACUCUCACGGAUAAUCUUCUCGAUGAAGCUUCCACGAACUCACGAUCAUCACAGGACAUUCUCGGCAAUCCCGAUGUCGAUCCACGGUCUAGGUCACCCCCAGUGGAAAAAGAACCCGAAUCACCGGACGAAUCAGAUCUACCCGCCUCGCCGUCGCAUCCAAUCAGAUCUCUCGCGACUGUUGGACGCGAGCUGGAGCUGAGUCAGCACCGACCAAUCAGAUCUCUCGCGCGGAGCCCCGUGGACGCGGAAGAGGCGGAAGAAGACGCUGAGAUCCCCGCGGAUAUCCCGCCCGGAAGGGGCGGAAAAGGCUCCGCCGAUGCAGGGUUGGCGGAAGCAGCGGAGGACGCGGCGGAAGCGGCGGAAGCUGCGGGACUUGCGGAAGCGGAGAUAGAUCCGCCGCGGAAAACGGUCAAUAAGAAGAAAAGCGGUGUGGGUGGUCCCGGCAGGGGGGGAGAAGACGAAUUGGGGGAGGAAGCGGACGAGGAAGCUGGGGCGGAGGCGGAGGUUGGGGGGAAGAAGCGGAAGGGGGAUGUGACUGGGGAAGGGGCGACGAAAGGCGGGGCUACUGGGAAGGGGGCGGGAGUGGUGGGGGAAGAGGCGGAAGAAGCGGAAGCAGAGGAAGCAGCGGGAAAGGGUGGUUCAAGGAAAGGAGCAGCAGCAGCAGCAGCAGCAGCAGGUGCAGGGAAAGUGGGUGUUGGAGAGGAAGGGGGAGCAGGAGGCGGGUUGACAGGCACUAAGGGGGGAAGCACGCGCAAGACAGCAGCAGAGCGAGACACGGAGGCGAGGGGAGAGGCGGAAGGGGAGGGGCUGGGGGAGGGGCUGGCGCAGGGGCUGGGGAAGGGGAAGGGGAAAGGGGGAGGGGGUGUAGACGCGGAGGGGGAAGAGAAGGAGGUUGGUGAGCCGAUAGAGCAUGCAGCAUUGGGGGAUGAAGGGGAUGGGCUUGGGGAGGGCGCGGGGGGCAUUCCUGGAAAGGGUGCUGGGGCGAGAGGUGGGGAGGCUGCUGGGGGGUUGGGCGUGGAUGGGGGUGAGGAGGGAGGCCCGGAAGGGGGCGCAGAAGGGGCGGAAGGGGGAGCGGAAGGGGGUGCGGAAGGGGGCGCGGAAGAGGAGGAGGGAGCAGCGACAGUGGAUGAACAACCAUGGGCGGAGGGGCAGUCAAAGGAAAGGGCGGACGAGAGGGAGGCGGAAGGGGCGGGCGGAGACGUUGGGGGAGAGGGCACGUUUGGCGGAGAUAGGGGUGGUGCUGGUGCUGCCGAUGGUGGUGGUGCUGGUGGUGGGGAGAGAGAUAGCAGCAGCAAAACUGACAAAGCGCCCUCUUCUGGUAACCAGGUGACCACACCCGAAACCACCACUCCCUCCAGCAGCAGCAGCAGCACCACUGCCGCUGUCCUUCUGUCCAUCGAGCGAGCUCUCAUACAGCUCUUAAGGCCCCUGAUUCUCUCCACCAGGACGACCAUUUACCCCUUUGUCGGCGCCGCAAACGCGGAAACUUUCGCAGUUUACCUCGUGCUAGGGGCAUUUACCCUGGCAAUUCUGGGUUCCCUUGUCGGAAUCAUAGCCUGCUACUGCUGCUGCAGGGGCGGGGCGAGGCACGGGGAGGGUCCCACUUAUCAGAGCGUUGCUGGGGGAGAGGCGGAUACAGGGAGUGGGUUUGGAAGCAAGGGGGGCGGUGUCGGUGGGAGUAGGGGAUCGGAAGAGCACACGGCUGGAAGCAAGAAAGGAGCGGCAGGAGCGAGAGGGAAAGCAGGUGGUGGGGGUGCUGGUAAAACGGGAGCAGCUGCAGUUAAGAAGAAGCAGACGACGAGUAAGCUAGUGGUUGCCAAGGGAAAGAGCGGUGGAGGGGAGGAUGAUGAUGAUGGCUGGAACUUUGAUGAUAUGUAG
Closterium sp. Yama58-4 is the source of this 2001-nucleotide messenger RNA. The record is from the annotation of a GenBank genome assembly. Lineage: Eukaryota; Viridiplantae; Streptophyta; Zygnematophyceae; Desmidiales; Closteriaceae.